AUGGAGAAACAGUUUACCUGCUUGAUUGUUGGUGAUACUCCAUCUACUCAAUUCUUAGGCUGGCGUUUGUCUCUAGGUAAUGCUUUCAUUAUUCUAGUGUCACAAUACGUCUCCUUGGAUGGGUUAGUCUCUUGGAAAUCAAAUAGAUUGGGGGCUAAUUUUUACACACCAAAUGUCUUCACUAAAAACGUCAGUGAAUUAAAUGAAAAGUUAUUAAUUAACGAUGAAUUGAAAUAUAAUAUAAACUUGAUGAUCAUUUCUGCUAUCUCUUUACAAUCAUUAGAAGAUAAUUGCAAAAAUUUAACUCCUUUUAUUAAUGAGUCCACCACUAUUUUAAUUAGUUGUGAUUUCGGUGUCGAAUUAGAAUUUAUUGCAUUGAAAUACUUUAAAUCAAAUUGUAAAUGUGUUUUAUCCAUUUGUUGCAAUUUGGAAUGUAGACAGUUAUCUUUGGGAUCAUAUGCUUUAGUCAAUGAUGACAAUUGUUCAAUUUCAAUAGGUUUAACAUAUUCAAAUUUUGGUUGCACCAAUACUAAUAAUGAUGAUACUCUAGAUAAUUCAAUAGAUCUUUAUUUAACAAAUAUUGAAAAAGUCAAAUUAGAGUUGGCAAAUAGAUCAAAUUCAAAUAUAUGGAAUAUGUUAAAAUUUUUAGAAAAUACAAAAUGGAUUUCGAUUCAAGUGUUUGAAGAUUCAAAAUUAAUGUCAGUGAAUUUGUGGAAAUUUAUAAUCCCAAAAGUAUCUUUAAACAUUCUAUCUAUUAUUUAUGAACAAUUUGAUUACGAUUUAUUGCUACAAACACAAUCAACUGAAAUUAUAUUCAAAGAUCUAGUACACGAAUUAAUGAACAUUGCCUUCAUUCAAACCCAAUCGAUGAUUGAACCAUUUUGUAAUAGCUCGACAAAAAAAAUUAACUUCAAUGAAAUUAUUGACGUCUGUAAAAGGAAAAGGGAUGAUCUCUUAAAUACUACUUCAACUGAGUAUCCAGAAUAUCUAUCCCUACCAUUUGAAACUUAUUGUUUCUAUCAUAAAUUUGAAUUUCCAGCACAUAUCUUAUUAUACCAACCGUUACUGCUUUCAAAAAAAUAUAAGACCCAAUCCUCAAAUUUAAAUUUUUUAUUUGGUUUCUACUCAAGAUUGCUAUCUAUUAAUGGUUUAUCCAUAUACGGUGGCCUAAGUGAAAGAAAAUCGACUUUACUCUUUGCCAAUGAAAAAACAAUCUCACUGACGCCAACGACACAGAACUUAGAAAGAAAGGGAUCAGAUAUAGAUACAACAAAGGAUAGGUCAAAAAAGGAUUCUGACAAGAAGAAGAAGAAAAAGAAGAAGAAGAAGAAAGAUAGAUCAACUUCUAAUAAUAAAAAGAAAAAGAAGAACAGAUCCAAUUCCAAAAUUAGCAUUCAUUCAACGUCAAGUAUCUCUAGGUCAAAUAAUAAAACUUUAGAUGUCCUGGAUGAUAUCUCCUUUGAAAAUAUAAAAAGAGAUUAUUAUUUUAACAAAUCCAGUCCAGUAAAUUAUUUGAAUCAAAAUGACACUAAUUUGAUAUUUUCUCCAGGUUUGGAAGAUCUGUACUUAAAUUCACCAUACUUACCUGUCAUUGAUCAAUCUGUCAAUAAAUCUGCAGAAAUUCAGUCAAAGAAACAAAUUUCAGGAAUUUUAGAAGGCUAUUCUACUGAUGCAAGUUCAGAAUUGGAAUCAAGUUCAAGUGGAGCCUCUGACACUUACAGUGACAGUAGCAGCAAAAAAAGCUACCCGAAAAAACGAUAUUCAAACUCAGCAGGAAUUGAAGACUUGGAUGGAUAUUUUGAAUAUGAUCAAGAUUGGUGCAGUUUUAAUGAUAAGCAUGUAAAUGGUUCUAAGACAAGUAGAAAUUAUCCAGAUAGUGAUGCAAACUUUAGUGUGUUUGAUAUACCAAAUUUUGUGAAGAAGUUUGCUACAAAAAAUUGCUUCAAUCCAAUAUUAUCGUUAACUAGGAAGAAAAAACAUGUUACUGAGGACAUUAGACCCUACACAACUUCUAGUUUAGAAUUUCAAGUAAGAAAUAAUUAUGAUUUGAUUUCUAAAGAGUAUUAUUCAUUAAGAGAACAAAUUUCGAAUUUAAAUAUUCAACCAAAUCAAGAGGUAAGAGACCAACGAAGAAAAAGAUACAUUCAACUAGAAUUAAAACUAUGGAAAUUACAACGUCGCUUUAAUAUCUAUAGAGGGACUGUUAAAAGAAAUCAGACAGGACCAUAUGAUGAUUUAUUGGACCAUAUUGAAAUUUUAAAUAGGGGUAAUACAGGAGAUAUAUUAAGAUGGACUACCAGUAGGUAUGGUGAGGUUGAUUCUUAUUAUUCUAUACAAAAUGACAGAGUUGAAAUAAUGGCAAUGUUUCAAAAAAGAAUGAAUAAUUAUCAAAACAAUAAAAAGCAAAUAAAAUCAGGUAAUUGA
Messenger RNA from Vanderwaltozyma polyspora DSM 70294, 2424 nucleotides. RefSeq lists its product as uncharacterized. Bases 1 to 2424 code for a protein of 807 amino acids. The record is from RefSeq and is a predicted model, not a curated record. The transcript has a single exon. Gene Ontology annotation, cellular component: cytoplasm. Lineage: Eukaryota; Fungi; Ascomycota; Saccharomycetes; Saccharomycetales; Saccharomycetaceae.